AUGAAACAAACAAUCGCCUAUUUCUGGCACGAUCUGGCCCGCGAGUUCUAUAACUCGAAGCGCACGAUGAUCCAGCGCUGGCGGCGUGAAUCGGCAAAGCUUGAGGCUGCUAUGAAAAAUUGCGAAGGUAAAUAUUUAAAGGUGCGAAGCUUAGGAGUUGGGACGAUCCUCCCACCAGAGGUAGAACUAGAAGUGGUAUUCUGGGUGAACAGUUUGCCCAAGGAAGGUGUGCCAGUAUCGCCGCGCAUGCUGGCCCUACAAGCACGGCGGAAAAUGGCUCGGCAGCUGGGUAUUACGCGAAUCUACAAUGCAGAUCAGACAGGUUUGUUUUUUAUUUAUUCUAACUGCGAAUUGCAUGCUCGCGGCGCCAAAACUGUGUGGGUGAGAUGUGCCGGCUCUUCACAGGAGCGUGCGACCGUGAUGCUACUGGGGGAUUCAAGCGGGGUACGUUAUACCCCCUUCGUAGUCUUCAAGAUGAAGCCAUCGAAAAACCCAGCCAUUGUCAAGGAGAACAACGAAAUACGAUGUGGCUUUGGCACGCGAACGUGGCCAGAGAUCAGGAAGCUGAAAGCUGAAACCGGUUUGCAGAUUUACGCCAACGGCAAAGGCUGGAGGAACAGUGAUCUUUCGCUAAGGUUCCUACAUUUUCACUUUGGUCACCGCACGUCGCAUGCAGAGCCCGUGCUGCUCCUCUGGGAUGACUUCAGCGGCCACUGGACCGCUGAAGUGCUGGCUUACGCUGCAUCUAUUAGGGUGGUGCUGCUGAAGGUGCCUCCCCAUGCUACGUCUGUUUGCCAGCCUGCAGACGUAGCAUGGAAUCAUCUGUUCAAGACUUGGCUGCGCAGGUUUUGGCUCGAGGACAUCCAGCGGCAACUGAUGCAGCCGCGCGACGCGGAAGCCAAGUUUAAGCUGACUCCACCAGGUCGCGCCGGGAUGUGCCAUUGGAAUCGCGCUAGUUGGGAGAGCCUGAGCUCCGACACCAUCGCGAAUGAAUACAAGAAAUGCGACUUACACCUCAACGAGGAGUGCCUCGCCGCCGCGUCGCUGGUGGCAGAGCUGCGGAACCUAUCGCUAGUAGGGCCAGUGGCCAAGGCGGUCGACCAAACUCAAGACUUCGACCGCAAUGUCAUUCUUGGUGUAGCUUUCUUCUACAAUACAUAUUUUGAUGCACAUCGUUUUUAA
Phytophthora sojae is the source of this 1182-nucleotide messenger RNA. RefSeq lists its product as hypothetical. Gene Ontology annotation, cellular component: nucleus. Gene Ontology annotation, molecular function: DNA binding. NCBI's taxonomy places the organism in Eukaryota, Oomycota, Peronosporomycetes, Peronosporales, Peronosporaceae. The record is from RefSeq and is a predicted model, not a curated record. The coding region runs from base 1 to 1182 and encodes 393 amino acids. The transcript has 4 exons.